Messenger RNA from Camellia sinensis, 402 nucleotides. Lineage: Eukaryota; Viridiplantae; Streptophyta; Magnoliopsida; Ericales; Theaceae. The record is from RefSeq and is a predicted model, not a curated record.
AUGGCUGAUCCUUGCAGGGUUCAUGGACUAUGUGGACCCAACAGUAGUUGUAGUUAUGGUUCUGGUUCCAAUAGGGGGUGCUCUUGUCUGCCAAGGCAUAAGAUCAAGAAUCAGAGUGAUUGGUCUUAUGGGUGUGAAUUAGAACACAAUCUUCCUGAUAAUGAUCGCAAGGCUAGUUUUGUCGUGGUGGAUCAUAUGGAAUUGUAUGGGUAUGAGGAUAAUGUUUCUAAGAACUCCACCUUAGAGAGUUGCAACGAAAUGUGUUUGCAAACAUUGAUAUGCAAAGGGUUCUUGUUCAAAUUUGAAAGUGGUGUCUAUAACUGCUAUGCCAAGUCACAACUACUCAAUGGGAAACAUUCCCAAAAUUUACUUGGAACACUAUGUCAAGCUAAAUGUUUCUAA